CCAGCACCAACAGGCACUACCGGUUCAUCACCUGGACCAACAACUGGUAACCCAACUGAACUCCUGCACCGUCUACACCAUCUCCCACAGGCACUCCAUCGACAUCAAAACCAACACACACUCCAAAAACAAAAAAACCGACAACUACUACACCAAAACCAACUACUACACCUAAACCAACUAAACCUAAACCAACUACUAAAAAAGGAAUGUGCUGCAAUUACAUGAAAUGUCAAGAGUGCAAAUACAAUCAAAGAUGCGACGGAAUGAGCUCAUAUCCCGAUCCAUGUAAUUUAAUUAGUUACUUCUGCUUUUGGGGACUACUAUUAGCUAAACCAGUUUAUUCUCUCCCUAUUAAUUUUUUUUUUCAAAUUUUGAGUUUGGUAUAA
Meloidogyne enterolobii is the source of this 389-nucleotide messenger RNA. The record is from the annotation of a GenBank genome assembly. NCBI's taxonomy places the organism in Eukaryota, Metazoa, Nematoda, Chromadorea, Rhabditida, Meloidogynidae.